AUGGAGUCUGGGAAGAUAACCAAGGGCGCAGGGGGAAGGAGAGGCGGAGAUAGGAAGAAGGCGGUCCAGAAGUCGGUGAAGGCCGGACUUCAGUUUCCCGUCGGAAGGAUUGCGAGGUUUUUAAAGAAGGGUCGCUAUGCUCAGCGUACCGGUGUCGGAGCUCCGAUCUAUCUCGCCGCUGUUCUUGAAUACCUCGCUGCUGAGGUGUUGGAACUGGCUGGGAAUGCGGCGAGGGACAACAAAAAGAACAGGAUCAACCCAAGGCACGUGCUUUUGGCAGUGAGGAAUGAUGAGGAGUUAGGGAAAUUGCUACAAGGAGUUACAAUUGCAAGUGGAGGUGUUCUUCCAAACAUUAACCCUGUUCUGUUGCCUAAGAAAUCAACUACUGGCGAACAUAAGGCUUCUCAUCCCAAGUCUCCCAAGGAGGCCUAGACUGUGUUGAAAUGCAGUGGUCUUGGUGUUAGGUUUACUUUUAGUUAGCAGUAGUGGUAUUAGUAAUUUGCAUUUCUGAUGUAAUUUUGUUAUAAAUAUAGUUUGGGAAAUGCAAUGAGUUUUUUUUUGCCAUCUUAAUUGCCUUUUUUACAUUGAAUUUUUUUCAAGAGUUCUUUUAGUCUUUUUGACUAGACAUCAUGACUCCUAUUCUUAAUUGAAAAAGGAAAAU
Ilex paraguariensis (yerba mate) is the source of this 661-nucleotide messenger RNA. Lineage: Eukaryota; Viridiplantae; Streptophyta; Magnoliopsida; Aquifoliales; Aquifoliaceae. The record is from the annotation of a GenBank genome assembly.